Molecule: messenger RNA, 723 nt
Organism: Ixodes scapularis (black-legged tick)
Lineage: Eukaryota; Metazoa; Arthropoda; Arachnida; Ixodida; Ixodidae
Exons: 4
Coding region: 63-701 (212 amino acids)
Source: RefSeq, a predicted model, not a curated record
UCAGCUCCCCAGCAAUUGUGCCCAUAUUACACACCGUGACGGUCGCAAGAUUCGCACGCAAAAUGUGGAUGAUAAUUGUGUUCUGCUGUUUCGUUGUUUGUACGGCGAGCGAAACUUCCGUAAGCAAUCUGUACAUGGACACAUUGCUGAAAAUCGACGGGCCCCCGGGAAAUGAGGAUUAUUUCGAAGUCCCCGAAUUUAAUGUAACCGUGAGGAAGUACGGAGUUGUGAACCCGAAGUUGAGUGUAACUUUUAGAGACGGAAGUCUGUUAAACUGUGGGACCUUGGAACGCCGCGGCGACUGCGAGGGUCCGGUGAGACUGGUCGGAUCGGCGUACAUCAAGUGCACAGUGCUGCUGCGAAGUUUCGAAGUACUCUACCGCGGAGGCGAAUACACGUUCCAUUUUGGGACGUCAAUAGGAGGGCCUGCAAGCGUGGAUGCAAGCAUUCUCGAUACCAAGGCCAAAGUGGAAUUUCGUCAUUUCAAAGGAAACCAGACAGAGGAAGUGCGAGUGACUGUGGACGAAGUCGGCAUACAGCUGGGACACCUGAUGCCAUAUGUGAAAUACGUUCCCCAAGAGAUCAUGUUUCGAGAUGCGGUGCAGUCGAAAAUGAACGAGACGCUGUCGAACGUUAUCCCCGAAAUUCUGGCUGACCGAAUAAUCUUUGCGAUGGAUCACGUGAACUUCCCCCUCCCCUAAUAAAGCUGAUGCACACCUUCCA